AUGAUAAGAAAAAAGGCAAAAAGCGAUUCGAGUGUCCGUGUGGCGACUGACGACCCCACCUUCCAAUCAUACGCAUUCCAGCCUUCAACGUCUUCAUCAUCUAACGUCGGUUGGUUUGGUGGCCUUCGCACGAAACUAUCACAAUUGGGUCUGUUUCCCGACUGGAUGUCACAACUAGGUAUCCGAUCGGAAGACGAGAAAAUGGAUACAUCAUCUACGAGUAGUCCACAAAGUGAGCAAUCAAUUGGAGAGUACGAUGAAAGUACGCUAGUUUUUCGACCAGUACAACUGGAUCGUUGUGGGCAGGAGGAUGAUUCCGAACAAGUUGAUAUCUGGGACUUUGGGGCCACUUUCCUUGCUGACCUGGAUUCCAAUCAUGUCUGGAAUGAUACUAUAGAACGGCAGCACUUCGGACCUCUCAAAGAUUUGAUAACAACUGGAGGAGGCGCCAACAAAACCAGCAGUCAUAGUUUCAAAACCCAUUCUCUUCUGCAUCCAACGUGGUGUGACAAGUGUGGAGAUUUCAUUUGGGGAAUUCUGAAGGAAGCAUUGAAAUGUGAGAAUUGCAACUACACAUGUCAUGCCAGAUGCCGAGACUUGGUAACGUUGGAUUGUAGAUCUCCUGGAAGCUCUCUUGCCUCUUCGGCUGACUUUGACUCUAUUUAUCCACAACUCGAUGGGACCCUCGGAACCAUUCCUAAAGGAUUGAUCCUUCCCCCCGCAAUGAGCUCAAGUACAGGGUCUGAUAAGGAGAAUGGAAAUGCUAACACUGCUGAAACAUCUGUUGAAAAUCCAAUAUUCUCAUCCAAAAACUCAUUCACCCUUCCAAAAUCAUUCUCUCCAGUAGACAGCAUUCGAAAAGAAAUGAAAGAACCGAGUGCACCGCCAGAAUCAAGACAUACAACGUUAAGAGUUAUUGAGAGAUAUGUGAAGGAGGAUACACCAUUUGAAUGGACUGAUGAAUAUAAAGAACUGGAUCUGGAAAGGAAGAUUGAAGCAUACAACUCCAUUGCUAGAGGAAUGGAAAUCACACUUCACAAAGAUGGAAUCAAUUUCGGAGGUCAUAUUCAUGUGAAUAUGAAUCUUAGUAGACCAAUUAGUGUUGUCCAGGGAGUUGCUCCACCCACGGUCUAUGACGUUGUUAAUACUACUAAAUCAACUUCAAAAACAACAUUGAGAACAAUCACUUCAUUUUUCCUCCCAAGAAAUACUACAAAAGUUAUCAAUAUCGAUAGCAAGACUACGGCAAGAAAGAUGAUUGUGACUCUGUUGAAAAAGUUCCGAGUGGCCGAUAAUCCGAGAAAGUUUGCAUUGUACGAGUGUGAGCAACAAACCGAUGAUACUACAUGUACGCUAACAAGAAGACUGACUAGAAUCUCGGAUGAUGCUUGUCCUUUGAAAGUUGUUCUCAAUUGGCCAAGUCCACAUUGUGGUCGUGCACUUGUUCUACAAGAAAACGACACUGGAGAUAUUCUGUGGGACGCUUUCGAAAUUCCGGAGCUCGAGAAUUUCUUGAGGAUUUUGGGGAUGGAGGAGAAGCAGUACGUCUUCCAAACGCAACAAAAAUAUCAACAGUACAGGUAUCAUCUUGAUGCGGAACUCCGUCAACGAGGUCAUCACGUUCCCGAAGGAGAAGCUCAACCAGUGAUUCAGACGAAUCCGUUUUUGGAUGAAGAUUUUCUCCGAAAUCAAGAUGAAUACGGAACAUCAGACAGUAUGCUGUUCUCGGGAACCAUAAAAAAUGCCAUAAUGGAAGAUCCGGAAUAUGUGAAUCUUGACUAUCUCAAAAAACAAAACAUGGACCAAUCAACGAAUUUGUAA
Caenorhabditis briggsae is the source of this 1821-nucleotide messenger RNA. The coding region runs from base 1 to 1821 and encodes 606 amino acids. The transcript is spliced from 9 exons. Gene Ontology annotation, biological process: signal transduction. NCBI's taxonomy places the organism in Eukaryota, Metazoa, Nematoda, Chromadorea, Rhabditida, Rhabditidae. The record is from RefSeq and is a predicted model, not a curated record.